CUUUGCUAAACUCGGAAGUUUCGUGAUGAUCAUUCGUGGGAUAAGCAUUGACGACACACCACGUCAAGUGUUGGAAUAUUAUAGACCAUUCUCGAAACAAAAUUCCUUUCUUAAUCUCCACGCUUCAGUGUUCUGGAUUCUUCUUUCAUCUCCUUAUAAAUCAACAACCUUUCCUAUCUCUUUCAUCAUCAAUCUUCUCAGUUCUCAAUUCUUUCUCUCAAUUCCUCAAAACCAAUCACUCUCUUCUUCUUUCUUAUAUCAUCAUGCAGAUUUUCGUGAAAACCUUGACCGGCAAAACAAUAACCCUAGAGGUAGAAUCAUCCGACACAAUCGACAACGUCAAAGCCAAAAUCCAAGACAAAGAAGGAAUUCCACCUGACCAACAACGUCUCAUCUUCGCCGGAAAACAGCUAGAAGACGGUAGAACUCUUGCGGAUUACAAUAUCCAGAAAGAGUCCACGCUUCACCUUGUUCUCCGUCUCCGUGGUGGCAUGCAAAUCUUUGUCAAAACCCUAACAGGGAAAACCAUAACCCUGGAAGUUGAAUCUUCUGACACAAUCGACAACGUGAAGGCGAAGAUUCAAGACAAGGAAGGCAUUCCACCGGAUCAGCAACGAUUGAUCUUUGCAGGGAAGCAGUUGGAAGAUGGAAGAACUCUUGCGGAUUAUAAUAUCCAGAAAGAGAGUACGCUUCAUCUAGUUCUGAGGUUGCGCGGUGGGAUGCAGAUAUUUGUGAAGACGUUGACCGGGAAGACAAUUACUCUAGAGGUGGAGAGUUCUGAUACUAUUGAUAACGUGAAGGCCAAGAUUCAGGAUAAGGAGGGCAUUCCACCGGAUCAGCAGCGAUUGAUCUUUGCUGGAAAACAACUUGAGGAUGGGAGGACUCUCGCUGAUUAUAAUAUUCAGAAAGAGUCUACGCUUCAUCUUGUUCUCAGGCUACGUGGUGGUGGUGGUGACGAUGUUUAGAUUUAAAUCCAUAAGUUUCUAGUUUUUUCUAGUUUCUGUGUUGUUUUUUCGAUUUGUGUUCUGUUGCAAUGAUUAAAAGUUCAUUAAUAAAAGUUUCAAUUUGAUAUUAUUGUUUAAAUUUA
Molecule: messenger RNA, 1087 nt
Organism: Medicago truncatula (barrel medic)
Lineage: Eukaryota; Viridiplantae; Streptophyta; Magnoliopsida; Fabales; Fabaceae
Product: polyubiquitin 11
Exons: 1
Coding region: 264-965 (233 amino acids)
Molecular function (GO): protein binding
Source: RefSeq, a predicted model, not a curated record